Solanum stenotomum is the source of this 1183-nucleotide messenger RNA. Its product is annotated as 12-oxophytodienoate reductase 1-like. The transcript has 4 exons. Gene Ontology annotation, molecular function: FMN binding; oxidoreductase activity. NCBI's taxonomy places the organism in Eukaryota, Viridiplantae, Streptophyta, Magnoliopsida, Solanales, Solanaceae. The record is from RefSeq and is a predicted model, not a curated record. The coding region runs from base 44 to 1168 and encodes 374 amino acids.
GCUGCAUAAAUAGAAAAAGACUACUCUCACCAAAAAGUCCAAAAUGGAAAACAAAUCAGGUGAAGGGAAACGACACAUCCCUCUACUGAGCCCUUAUGAAAUGGGAAACUUUCAGCUUUCUCAUAGAGUUGUGUUGGCGCCGUUAACAAGGCAAAGAUCAUAUGGCAAUGUUCCACAACCACAUGCUAUCCUUUAUUUCUCCCAAAGAACUACAAAAGGAGGUCUUCUAAUAGCAGAAGGCUGUGGAAUUUCUGACACUGCCCAUGGGUACAAAGAUACAUCUGGUAUAUGGACAUACGAGCAAGUUGAGGCCUGGAAACCAGUUGUAAGUGCAGUCCAUGCCAAAGGAGGAAUCUUUUUUUGCCAACUUUGGCAUACAGGGAGGGUUUCUAGCAAAGAUUUUCAACCCAAUGGACAAGCUCCUAUCUCCUGCACAGACAAGCCAUCAAAACCUUUAAAUUGUUCUGAUGUCCGGGAUGUUGCACAAUUUCCACCACCACAGCGGUUGAGAACAGACGAAAUUCCUCAAAUUGUUAACGAUUUUUGGCUUGCUGCUAGAAAUGCUAUUGAAACUGGUUUUGAUGGGGUUGAGAUCCAUGGAGCUCAUGGCUAUCUAAUCGACCAGUUUAUGAAAGACCAAGUCAAUGAUCGAACUGACCAAUAUGGAGGGUCUUUAGAGAAUCGUUGUAGAUUUGCACUUGAAAUAGUUGAAGCAGUUGUAAAUGAGAUAGGAGCUGACAGAGUCGGAAUAAGACUUUCCCCAUUUGCUGAUUACAUGGAUUCAGGAGACUCAAAUCCAAGUGCUUUGGGACUUUACAUGGCUGAAUCCUUGAAUAAGUAUGGCAUUGCAUAUUGCCACAUGGUUGAGCCAAGAAUGAAAACACUUAGGGAAAAAGUUGAAUGUCCUGAAAGCCUUAUACUCAUGAGGAAGGCAUUUAAAGGUACUUUUAUUGUAGCUGGUGGUUAUGAUAGAGGAGAUGGAAACAAAACUGUGCUUGAAGACCGAGCUGAUCUUGUUGCAUAUGGACGUAUGUUCAUAGCUAAUCCGGAUUUACCAAGGAGAUUUGAGCUUGAUGUACCUCUCAACAAGUAUUACAGGGAAACAUUCUAUACUUCUGAUCCUGUUGCUGGCUAUACUGACUAUCCAUUUCUAGAAACCACAAUAUGACACCGAGGAAGCACU